Molecule: messenger RNA, 1827 nt
Organism: Cyphellophora europaea CBS 101466
Lineage: Eukaryota; Fungi; Ascomycota; Eurotiomycetes; Chaetothyriales; Cyphellophoraceae
Exons: 8
Coding region: 1-1827 (608 amino acids)
Molecular function (GO): oxidoreductase activity; copper ion binding
Source: RefSeq, a predicted model, not a curated record
AUGGACGGAGUGCCUGGUGUCACUCAGUUCCCAAUUCCAGCGAAUGGAAACUUCACGUACCGGUUCUCCACGGGGUCAGAGUACGGCUUCUUCUGGUACCAUUCCCAUUUCCGAGCAUACUACAAUGACGCGGUGCGGGGCUCCCUCGUUAUUCAUCCUUCGCCUUCGCGCCGGCGCCCUUUCGAACCUAUCGCUCGGAACAGAACAGAACUCGACGCGAUGAUUCAAGCCGAGCGAGAUGCGACACCCGUCCUUUUGACCGACUGGUACCAUAGGUCCUCAGAUGUCAUCUACGACGAGUACUUCAACACUGGCGCAUUUCCCCAGUGCGUGGACAGCCUCCUAGCCAAUGGACAGGGAAGAGUCCAAUGCUUGCCCGAAAACGUCUUGCAAGCCGGCCCGGGACUGGGAGUACAAUCCUAUGUCGCAAACGACCCACAUGAUCCUGAAUCUAUGGUAAUGUCGAUGCCCACGUCGUCUCAGAGCAUGUCAUCGAUGUCAAGGUCAGAGACCUUAGACAGUGACAUAUCAGAUCACCUUGCCAUGACAAUGACGGAAAUGCCAACCUCUGAGACGAAUAUAUCAAUCUCUGGGACUGGAACGUCUAGCUCACCCAUGUUUAGCACGUCUGGCAUGUCCGACAUGUUCACACUUGGCCCAAAAGGUUGCAGUAUGCCAAUGAUGUUUAAGCCAGGUUUCAACACUAGCUCUCUCCCGCCAGAAACAUGUAGUAACACUACGUCUGAUGUUUUUAUCUUUGAAGUUGACCCCUCUCGUGGAUGGGCUGCUCUUCACGUGGUCAAUGCAGCGGCGGUCAGUCGGAUGAGCGUCUCACUUGAUGGUCAUUCGAUGAUAGUAUACGCUGCUGACGGAUUAUAUGUGGAGCCACAGGAAGUAAGGGUUUUACAUAUGUCAAUCGGCCAGCGGUACUCUGUGAUGGUCAGACUUGACCAGGAGCCGAGAACGUAUUCCCUCCGUUUCGCUUCAUAUCCCUAUGGCGAUAUGCAGCAGAUUAUUGAAGGUCAGGCAAUGAUGGCGUAUCAGAACAACGGCACCAUGACGACUUCUGAGAUGGCUAUGGUCCAGGAUCCCCACUUGACUUGGAUGCUGGUGAAUGGCUCUGCAAAGUUAAACGCUCCGGAAUUGGACGACCAGAAGCUUGCGCCUUUCGAAGGUAUCUCGCCGCCCAAUGGACCGUCUAACGUCACACAACUGUUUGCGAUCAAUCAAUCUGGGAUUGUGACCUGGGCGAUCAACGACCAUCCAUACUCGGAGCCGUCAAGGCCGGUUAUUUACGGGAAUGCUUCUGAUGGCUGGGAAUCAGCCACCACUUUACACAUGCCUGGUAAUGCCACCAUUGACCUUAUCAUGCAUGUUGCGAACGAUUCAAUGGAUUCAAUGGGCCAUCCCAUGCAUCUCCACGGCCAUAAAUUCUGGUUCCUUGGAGCGGGCGAGGGCAUGUUCCCUUACGAUUCUGUUGAUGCUGCACCUUCGUCGAUGAUCAAUUUAGAGAACCCACCAUAUCGCGAUACCAUAGACUUGCCAGCGUCUGGAUGGGCGGUCAUCAGAUACGUCACAGACAAUCCAGGAGCUUGGUUGUUCCACUGUCAUGUGCAGUGGCAUUUAUUGAGUGGUAUGGCCGUGGUCUUGGUGGAGGAUGAAGAGCAAAUGCUCGGUAUUGUUGGACCUAUUGAAAACGCCGUGAACAACCCAGCAAUGCCCGGCAUGCCGAACAGAAGUGCUUCUUUGACGUUCGCCGGAACAACGCCGAUGUUCUUGUUUUUCGUCGCUCUAUGCACCACUCUGAUGGGUCUCCCGCUUUUCUAG